Molecule: messenger RNA, 1197 nt
Organism: Wyeomyia smithii (pitcher-plant mosquito)
Lineage: Eukaryota; Metazoa; Arthropoda; Insecta; Diptera; Culicidae
Exons: 2
Coding region: 1-1197 (398 amino acids)
Source: RefSeq, a predicted model, not a curated record
AUGGCACUCGAACGAAAGCUUGAAAGAGAUCCAGCUUUAAAGGAGAAUGUUCCCAGGGUUAUUUGCCGCUUUCGUGAACGUCCGGUGGCAUUUGGCGGAGAUAUCCAAGAAAUGUACCACCAGAUUCGAACCCGAUCUGAAGACAAACAGGCGCAACGCUUCUUGUUCAGAUCCAACUCAGUAGAAACCCCUCAGGUGUACGUAAUGGAUGUGGCCACCUUCGGAUCCACGUGCUCGCCCUGCUCCGCGCAAUAUGUUAAAAAUUUGAACUCGGAACAGUUUUCAGCGUUUCAGUCAGUUUUAGAUGGCGACGAACGCCCAACGAAACGAAUUGUCCUUAGCUUUGUAAUGGCACAAUUUGAUCCAACGGGACUCAUCACUCCAAUGACUGUGCACGGAAAGAUGCUGAUCCAAGAUCUCUGGCGUACUGGUUGUGACUGGGAUACGAAAAUUGAUGCGGAAAUGCUCGACAAAUGGCGUCGGUUGAUCGGUAUGAUGCGAAACAUCAAAUCCUUCAGGAUAUCGCGGAGUUAUUUUAGAGACGCUAAAUCGACAGAGAUACAGGAGUUAGAGCUGCUUAUUAUAGCAGACGCAAGCGAGAAAGCAUAUGGAUGUGUGGCAUACUUUCGGGCAGUCGGAGGAGGUGAAGUGCGAUGCGUACUGGUUAUGAGCCGUUCUAAAGUGGCCCCGCUAAAACAGGUAUCCAUUCCCCAUCUUGAGCUCCUGACAGCAGUUUUUGCUGCACGACUGUCGAGAACUGUUAUCGAGAACCACUGCCCAGUCGUCGGCCGAGUGGUAUUCUGGAUUGAUGCUAGUGAGGUGCUCUCGUGGAUGCGUUCCGAUCAACGCCGAUAUGAACAAUUCGUCGGAUUCAGGAUCGGCGAAAUUCUCAGUCUGACGAAAUUGACUGAUUGGUGCUGGGUGCCUACCAGGAUGAACGCAGCGGAUCAGCUAACGAAGUGGGGCAAAGAUCCAGAAAUGCAUCCUGGAAGUGCGUGGAUUCGUGGGCUCUCCUUUCUAUACGAAAAUGAGAAGUGGCCGAAGAAAGAAUUACCCCCCUCAAAUACGACGGGAGAGCUACGCAUUCAUCUGUUGUUGCACAAUGUGAAGGUACAGACGAUUCUCAUAGACGCGGGGCGCAUUUCCAGAUGGACCGUGCUCGUGCGAACGAUGGCGUGCGUUUUUCGGUUUAUCUAG